This is a messenger RNA of Paraglomus occultum, 846 nucleotides long. The record is from the annotation of a GenBank genome assembly. NCBI's taxonomy places the organism in Eukaryota, Fungi, Glomeromycota, Glomeromycetes, Paraglomerales, Paraglomeraceae.
AUGUCUCGGCAACAACAACGACAACAAAGUAAUAUCUUGAACCUAUCCACAACCCAUCUUGAACGAACAAGUCACAUCCAAAGACAAAAGUCUAAAAUACCUGCAACGAUAAUCUCCAUAACUCAGGAAACUCCGACAAUAAAAUCCUUUCUCUUUUCAUACCUUUCUCCCACAAAAAUCACGUUUCUCCCUGGCCAAUGGCUAGACGUGUUUAUACCAAACAUUCCAACCGUGGGCGGGUUUUCUCUCACGUCUCAUCCAUUAUCACCACAUUUCCAGCUAGCAGUGAAACACUCGACGCAUCCCCCUGCCAAGUGGUUCCACGAAGAGGCAAAAGUUGGAGAUGUGGUCGAGGUAAGAGUUGGCGGCGAUUUUGUAUGGAAUGAAGAAGAAGAAAAGAAUGACGAAACUAGAAGCGUCGUAAUGAUUGCUGGUGGUGUCGGGAUUAAUCCUCUGAUGAGUAUGCUGGACUAUAUAUGUGAAUGCGGAGAUCAGGAAGGAAUUCUGAGAGAUAUUAGACUGUUGUAUAGUGCCAAGACGUAUAGCGAACUAUUGUUUUUAGAGAGAAUCGAGAAUUUAAGGAAGAAUUGGAACGGUAAUAUGGUCUGUACUUACUAUAUUACAAAGGAAGAGAGUAUGGAUUCGUCAAACAGUGAGAGUGAAUUUGCGUAUGGAAUGAGGAUAAGCAAAGAUGUCAUAGAUACCAUUGUCGACGCUGAGAGAGAUCAUUCGAUGAGAUCGAAAUGGUUUAUUUGUGGUCCUCCUUCUAUGGAAGACGACAUUAUUGGAUGGCUGAGAGCACGAGGCAUUGAGGAAGGGAGAAUUAAAUUUGAAAAGUGGUGGUGA